CGCGUCGCACCUCUACUGCGACGCGUUACCGCGGCCAAUCCACGUUGUUUCCUCCGAAUGCGACGGCGACCGACGCGACGCUUUUGAACUCAAAACAUUAUUCGUUCGAUCCACAUCGGAAACAUGCUAUGAGGAAGGAAGACAAGCGGCGAACCCGUGCACGAUUUUAGUCAUUUCUGAGGUGCGCGAUCGAGCGGGUUGAAAGCAUAGUACGUUCGCCGUUGGAGUUGUUUUAUUUUGCACCGUAACGGAAUGCGUCACCAGUGGCGGAAAUAAACAAGUUCUCCGUAGUGUCGAAUUUUAGAAGGAUUUGUUCCUUCAAAAUUUGUGUGGCGAAAAAAUGGUGGAAACAUCGGUGAUAAAGUCAAGUUCGAUGUUAACAUUGAAUGCUAACGGAAAUGCGAAUGCUGAUGCAGUUGAUGUCAGUGCAACGGCAGAUGAUCAUUACAAUCCGUCUGUGAGGAUUUUGCACAUCCCGAAGCAAACGAACGGGUCAUGUGGAUUCCACCUAUCGCGAAGCAAAUGGGACCCGUAUCCUUGGGUCAGUCGGGUGGAUGAAGAAUCGCCGGCAGAAGUAACCGGGUUGAAGGCCGGCGACUGCGUGCUGGAGGUGAACAAUGAAGACGUUCUCGGGAUGCGCAUUGCUGAAGUGGCGAAUAUGGUGCGCUCCAAAUCAGACAUUGUCACACUGCUGCUGUGGAGCACGGGGAUGGAGCCCAGCUGCAACCCGGAAUCACUUUGCUGCGGUCCAAUGCCAAUCAAUCUAGAGCGGCUGUCAGCCAGUAUGCAAACUAUUGUGGCCGCCCUGGAAUGCCCCGUGUGCUUUGACACAAUUCCUCCGCCAGUGUUCCAGUGCCAGAAUGGUCACCUUGUUUGCUCGCGGUGCCGCGUCCGGUCGGAAAAAUGUGCCAUUUGUAGAGAAAAAUAUACUCUAGGAAGGUCGCUGCUGGCAGAACAAGUUUACCAGUCCAUAACCGAAGCAUUCAAUUUAGCGGAAGGCAGCGACGGUAAACUGAGGGAGCGGUUGUUCGGAGCAAAGUGCACCAGAAAGCUUCCAUUUCACAGUGAAGGAAAUUUGCCCGCAGGAAAACAAAUCCACUCCCAUACUCAUAAAUUCUUAGCCAAGAUAAUGGGCAAAUCGUCAUCCGUAGAUAACCUUAGUAAUAAGCAACAUAUGAACCCCAACGGAGAUUUAAAUGCUUCGAAAGGCAAAUCCCUUUCCUUAUCUUCAAGUGAAAUUUUCAAGCGCGAUAACACAAUAUCUGUCCCUCGAUGUACAUCGGCCAACCGGUUGGCACCGGAACUGACUGGAUCCUGCAAUAGUUUGAACACCCGACGAGCAACAUCAUCGUUGUCGUGCAAUGUUUCGGCGGAAAGCCUGAGCAGUAUACCGGAAAAUGGCAUUCAAAUCAUAGUUCCAACCCAGCAGAGCACCUAUUGCUGCCCUUGCGGCGAGUACUGCAAUGAUAAGAUAAACGCUUCCGCUUUGGGCCAUCACGUAACCGACCACCAUCGUACGCCAAUCAUCUCGUUUGGCACAGCGUCGGCCGAGAUUUCACUUCCGCCACGGACACCUGUUGACAACGCAUGCCUGGUGUUGAUUCUCGAUGGUCAUAAAUUUUGGCUGAAAUUAAUCUCGGAUUCGAGCUCCAUUGGGGACAUCUUCAUAUCUGCAUUGCUCCAGGGAUGCGAAUCGGACUGUCAGAAUUAUGCGUUAGAGGUGGUGAUACGGAAAGCUGGCCUUCAUCAGAUAUUGGGGAAGGAGUUGAUUUCACGCUCGGAAAUCCACUCGAUGGAAACUAAAUCAUGGAAUGAUAUCAGCAAUACAAGAGGCGGAGUGUUUUACUCCAGCGAAUGUCUUAAAUCAACGUUCGAUGCGGAAACGGAAAUCUUGCUGAAGGCAAGCAUUAAACGGCUGUCUGAACUUUAAUUGAUUAGCGAUAAUCGGAUUGUAGCAUGUAAUCAAAUUGUACAUAUCAAAUGGAAAAUUGGGUAAUAAGGAAAAAUGUAUCUAAAAUGUAAAAUUUAAAGAAUUAUAAAAGAAAUAUAGUUAUGUUAUCCACAAUCCACAGAUUAAAAAAUAAAAUUUGGAUUUUGAGAAUGUCAAAAACAUAGAAUGUAGAUGAAUGUUAAAUGAUGGAACUUGUGCGAGUGACAGAAAAACAGAAGGACACAAAUUUUACGCGUUAUUUUAGCAAAAAGCAAAGCCGAAUAGAAAUAUAAUUUGAAAAACCCGGAUCCUUGGAUUGCAAUCGUUACGUAGUACUCGUUUAGCUAAACUAACUGACAGUUCGUUUGACUACUCUUGCCUUUGCCUAAGCUCGUCUAUGGAAUCUAUAGUGUCUAUUCAUCUUUGUUGUUUCAUUUCUAAACAUAUUCAUAGUAGGCUCUGAACUGUCAAUUUCCGAAUGAAUGUCAGUGAGUAAGUAUUUAAUUAGAUUUCUAAAACUAAUAAAAUAAUGUAAAACUGA
Molecule: messenger RNA, 2471 nt
Organism: Armigeres subalbatus
Lineage: Eukaryota; Metazoa; Arthropoda; Insecta; Diptera; Culicidae
Exons: 7
Coding region: 341-1930 (529 amino acids)
Biological process (GO): multicellular organism development; proteasome-mediated ubiquitin-dependent protein catabolic process
Cellular component (GO): cytoplasm
Molecular function (GO): ubiquitin conjugating enzyme binding; ubiquitin protein ligase activity
Source: RefSeq, a predicted model, not a curated record